UUAUCUUUCUUUCUUUCUUCUCUCUCCAUGAUUUAUUUUCUCUUUCCUAUUCUGCAUUUCUUGUUUUGAUUCGCCAUUUCUUUCCCUGUCCAAAUCCCUCCCUCUAUCUUUUUCAACAAAGAAUUAUUCGGUUUCGUAUUCCUCUUUCUUUUUUCAAGACACCACCCCCCCACCCUUCUCUUAUCUAUCCUCCCAUCUGCUGUUUCUUUCACCAUUUUCCUUUCCCGUCUCUGGUUUUAGUCUGCAACUUCCCUGAAAAAUGAAGAAAGUUGUGCUGAGGGUGGAAUUGCCUGACGGUAAAGCUAAGCAAAAGGCUAUGAAGACAGUCUCUACUCUCAAAGGAAUUGAUGCAAUCUCUGUAGACAUGAAAGCAAAGCUACUGAUGGUGGUUGGAACAGUUGAUCCAGUAAAUGUUGUGACCAAAUUGCGCAAAUACUGGCCAACUGAUAUAGUCUUAGUUGGACCGGUAAAGGAGCCAGAGAAGAAGGAGGAGCCAAAGAAGGAAGAGGCCAAGAAAGAAGAGGCCAAGAAAGAAGAGGAAAAGAAAGAAGAACCCAAGAAGGAGGAGGAAGCAAAGAAAGAAGAGCCAAAGAAGGAGGAAGCAAAGAAGGAAGAACCCAAGAAGGAAGAUGGGAAGGAGGAGAAGAAACCACCACCACCAGAUCCAAUUUUGGAGCUUGUGAAGGCAUAUAAAGCAUACAAUCCUCACUUGACCACAUACUACUAUGUUCAAAGCAUGGAAGAGAAUCCAAAUGCUUGUGUUAUCUGUUAAAGCUGUGAGAAAAUGGAUAUUUAAAGCUUCCUCCUGUUUGAAUCCCCUGUAAAAGCCAUGAGAGAAUGGAUUUGAAAUGCCAUUAAUACGCGUAAAGAAGAGGGAAUGCUCAAGGAGUUAAGUUUAAGCAAGCUUUUGUGAAUAUACUUGGUGUUUCCUUGAUUGAUCUGUUUGGUGCAGUAGUGAUGAAUUGUGCAGGGACUAGAGAAUGAGAGAAUAAAUGAAAUUUUGAUGUUGUUUAUGAACAUACAUUUGAUUAAUAAUUAAUUAGCAAUGUAUUUUAAUAUAUAUACUAUGCUCUUUGUAUGAUCUAGUACUGAUCUUUUUGUAUUUUCUGUUUUCCCCCAAUAACUAGUUUCAAUUUUU
Rubroshorea leprosula is the source of this 1138-nucleotide messenger RNA. NCBI's taxonomy places the organism in Eukaryota, Viridiplantae, Streptophyta, Magnoliopsida, Malvales, Dipterocarpaceae. The record is from the annotation of a GenBank genome assembly.